AACAGUAAAAUAUGGAGGAGGACAACGCUGCCGCGGCUCUCGACAAUAUUGUGACGGAAUUUCACACAUACGAAGAUUUCCUCGACUCUCAAAUUACGUCUUUGGACUUGUAUUAUCUCGAGGAUGAGGAGUUGGCCCGCCAGCUGGUGGAGCUUGGCUAUAGGGGUAGCGGAGAGGUCCUGAAGAGGGAGGAAUUUGAGACCAGGAAAGCAGCUGCAGAGGCUUCCAGGCUCUCCAAGAGGAGCCAGCAAAAGACACUGGCAAGUGUGGGAAAAGAGCUGAAAGAUAACUUCCUGAAAGCACUGGCGGAGAGAGAGGAGGCAAACCGCAGUGGGAAAAUGACUUCUAUUAUUUUCAUAAGGGACCGUAACGCUCUUGGACAGGAGAUCUCUGGAUAUAUCGACUACUCCCACAGACUGAAGACAGAGGGAUUUGAUCCAUACUUCAACGGCAAGAAGAGGCUGUUGCCAAGACCUACAGAUUUAAGCUUCUACAACUGGGAGACCCAGGUGUCCACGUCCAACGCCAGCACUAACUACCAGGUGAUAGCUGAGAACUCCAGCGGUCUGCUCUUUAAGAACAAGACGGACAGAAAGAUCCUCAACGUGGACCCUAAGGCCUCACCAGGGGACAACUCCUCCAGGACUCCCCUCCAGUCUGACCUCUACAGCCAGGUCAUCAUCUAUGACCACAUCACCAGGAGGAAAACCUAACCGCUCCCCUGUCCCCCUCCCUGCUACCACCACCACCUCACACUGCUAUUAAUCACCUAGACCUA
Messenger RNA from Coregonus clupeaformis (lake whitefish), 778 nucleotides. It is a transcript of the gene cfap299, whose product is annotated as cilia and flagella associated protein 299. The record is from RefSeq and is a predicted model, not a curated record. The coding region runs from base 12 to 713 and encodes 233 amino acids. NCBI's taxonomy places the organism in Eukaryota, Metazoa, Chordata, Actinopteri, Salmoniformes, Salmonidae. The transcript has 6 exons.